Rhineura floridana is the source of this 8727-nucleotide messenger RNA. RefSeq names its product ArfGAP with RhoGAP domain, ankyrin repeat and PH domain 3 (gene ARAP3). NCBI's taxonomy places the organism in Eukaryota, Metazoa, Chordata, Lepidosauria, Squamata, Rhineuridae. The record is from RefSeq and is a predicted model, not a curated record. Gene Ontology annotation, molecular function: phosphatidylinositol-3,4,5-trisphosphate binding; GTPase activator activity; protein binding. The coding region runs from base 180 to 5585 and encodes 1801 amino acids. Gene Ontology annotation, biological process: signal transduction; positive regulation of GTPase activity. The transcript is spliced from 34 exons.
GUAUAGUGCGGAGCAGUUUGAUUCACAGGAAAACACUCAUCCUGGGACACUUUACAAACCAGACUGCUAAGGAGAUUGUGUAGCCCUACGGAGGCACCAGCAUCUGCACCCAGUAUGAGUGAGGAGAGGAAGAAAAGAUGGUAGGCUGAGAAGUCUCCUUCCUUGCUUGCCAAGGGGACAUGCACCACCAGUGCUCUGUGGACUCUGACAUUGUAGACUGGCUUGCCAUCAUCCAUCUGGAGAGAUACUGGGAUACCUUCAAGCAGCAUGGAUAUGGCUCCGUGAAAGACGUGAUCACUCUCAGUAAGGAGGACCUACAAAAGCUUGGCAUCACUGCUACUGGGCACUGCAAAAGGAUUCUGAAUCUAGUGCAACGAACUCGGUUGCUUGUGAGGGACAAAAGUGGGCACAUGGCAGGAGAUGCCCAUUACAGAUAUGGCAAAUGUGUAGAUUGUCUAGAUGGGGUUAAGCCUGAGGAGAAGAAUGAAGUUGACACAAAUGAAGAAGUCCUGCUGGCAGAAAUGAUUUCUGGCCUUGGGCUUGCUCGUGGCUCAGAAAACCACAGCCAGCAUCCACCGUUGCGUAAGGAACCAAUUCCUCCUGUGAGCAAGCCAGUGCCCAAACCCAGGACUUUGUUCCCUCCUGCAUACCGAGCAGCUAAGCCAGAGCAAGUCUCGUUGUCACUGGCAAAAACAUCUGUACCUGCUAGUAAUGCCAUUUCUUGCUUUGAACAACCUCUGGGAACAUUUAUUAUUCUGGAGGGAUUUGAUCCAGGAGAAAGUACCACCGAUGUUGAGAGGCUGGAGCUCAUCCCAGAGCACCUGGCUGGGCCAGGAGACAAAGUCCCAGAGGUCAUCUCGCCAUCUCAGAGUAGACCAAAGGAGAACAACUCGGAAUCUGCUCUGCAGUUUUUUACUCCUGUGAAUGAAGUGAGUGGGGAGGUCAAGAGUAUGUAUGACCCCUCCUUCUCUUCCACCUUCAAGAGCCAGCCUGAGGACACUAUCAGUCCAAUGGAGUCUAUGCCAACUGCCAGCAAAGUACAGAAAGAGCCCUUGCUGCUUCCUUCUGCCCUCACCAAGUUAGCCUCCCCAGAGGAUCAGAAAGAGAUGGUGUCAGGUGUCACUGUGCUCUUGCCAGGGCCAGCUAAAGGCAUGGAGGCGAAGGAGGCUCUGAGGAGUCAGCCCAGCGUGCAGCCUUCUGGCCUCACUGUGCAAAAUGGGACUGUGACCACGGAGAGUGCCAACUCCCUCAGACAGCUCUGCCUAGAUCUGCACCAGACACCACAGGGACUUGCCAGCAGAUCAGGACCUGUUGAGGAGUCCAUCAGUCCCUACUGUGAGAGCAUGUUUGGGCAUUGUUGGUCUAUCCAGGGGCAGGGUGCAACAUCCCUUGAAUGGCAGGAAUAUGAAGAGUUGCCAGAAUGUACACCAAACACGGGAGAAGAAAGGCCCAUGAGCAGAAACACCAGGGUAGAAGAAAAGAGCCAUUCUGCUAAGAGAGAGGCUGCCGUCUUCAGCCGCAUUGUCCAGAAUGAGACCGAGGGCUACUCUACAGUGGAGGCUCCAUGGGCCAAGGACUCCCCAUUCAGACUCUCUGACCACCUGUAUCCGGAUGAAAUUUUAGACGAUUUAACUAUCUCCCCCUAUGCCAGCUAUACCUCAUUGUCUGAGCACUCAGCCACCGUCCUCAAUGGCUGGCUAGACAAGCUGUCUCCACAAGGGAACUAUGUCUUCCAGAGACGCUUCGUCAGAUGUGACAGGAAAAACCUCAUGUAUUUCAACAAUGAAAAGGAGCCGUAUCCUAAAGGUUUGGUUCCCCUCUCUGUCAUUGACGUGGUGCGCUCCACUAAGGACAACAAAUUCCAAGUUGUCACUAGACACAGGAUCUUCGUCUUCAGAGCUGAAAGUGAGGCUCAGCGGAACGAAUGGUGUCGCAUCCUGCAGCAGAAAGUGACUGAGCAGCGCCUCCUCUCUCCCCGACCAUGCCUCAGCAGCAGCGCUCAUCUCCAUAAGUUUGGCUAUCUAGAGCUCAAAGGCUACAAAUCCAAGCUGUAUGUGGCACUUCUCCUGGCUGAGAUGUGGCUGUACAAAAGUGAACAGUUGUUUAAAAUGGGCAUCGCCAUCUGCCUCAUUGAGAUGCACGGCGCCACUAUCCGAGAAGCCAAAGGCCGCACCUUUGAGCUUAUCACCCCAUUCAAAAUCUUCAGUUUUGGAGCUGAGUCUGAGCGAGAGAAACGGGAGUGGAUGGAAGCCCUGCAGAACUCCAUUGCUGAGACACUCUAUGACUAUGAGGUGGCUGAGAAGAUCUGGUCUAACAAAGCCAACCGGUUUUGUGCUGAUUGUUACGCCUUGAGCCCUGACUGGGCUUCCGUCAACUUGUGUGUGGUGAUCUGCAAGCAGUGUGCAGGUCAACACCGGAGCCUGGGCUCCAGCAUUUCUAAGGUGCAGAGUCUGAAGCUGGACACAAGCAUUUGGAGCAAUGAGAUGGUUCAGCUGUUCAUCAUGCUGGGGAAUGAGCAAGCAAACAAAUUUUGGGCAGCACGCCUCCCACCUGCUGAGUCCUUGUACCCUGAGGCUAGUGUUGAACAGAGACGAGACUUCAUCACUUGCAAGUACCGCUAUGGGCGAUACCGCAUGCCACAUCCACAGUACAGCAGCCAGGAAAGUGUUUUGCAGGCUCUGUGUGCAGCUGUGUCUGGGCCUGGAUUGCUGAAAACGAUGUUGCAGUUCUUUGCAACCACCAUGGAAAGUGAGGCUGGAGUUUGCAGUGGGCAGGAUCAGCAAGGGAAUUGCCCAGGCAAUGUUGGUGCAGAGGAGCUGAGCUCAGAAGGAGUCUACAAUGAGAUCACACAACCUGUAGCCCACUGUGGCUUCCUGCACAAGGCCCCAAUCGUGACAAAACUCACUGUCACCAAGAAGAGCAGAGAGGACUUUCAGAGAGUCUGGUGCUCGCUGGAGAAGUUUUUCCUCUUCUAUGAGACUGAUAGGUGCUCUGAGCCGCUGGGAAAGAUAGAAAUGGCUGAUGUGAUUUCACUGGGUGUGAACAGAACAGAUGUGCUGGCUAGUCCUGUCUCCUCUGAAAGGCCCCGCUUCACACUGGAGCUGUAUCUAAGCAAUGAACGAGUACAGCAGUUGUUGACGGAUGGGCCAGACAGUCUGCAGUCCUGGGCCAGUGCCAUUGGCAAGUGGUUCACCCCUCUCAGUUGUCACUGCCUGCUGGGGUACGAAUUCCAGAGGGUUGGCAGACUCUGCUACAAGUCAAUGUUGAAUCCCAAUCAGUGGCUGCAAGGUUUCUUCAUCCUCCAGAAAUCUCACCUCUUCAUCUGCCCAGGAGAAGAGGGGGCAGCUGAGGACAGCAUCAACCUGCGGCAGCUUCAGGAGCUCAGAGUUGUUCCCCUUGCUGAAGGUCCAGAGAAGAAAGAGAUGCUGAUCCUGGUGGAGAUGGGACGGACAUUCUGUCUUCGAGGAGCAUCCCGGCUUGACUUUUCCACAUGGUGCAUGGCUAUUCAGGCUUCAGCAGGAGGACAGGGGAAUGCUUUGCGCGAUCAGCAGCUCAGCAGGAGUGGCAUCCCCAUCAUCGUGAACAGCUGUAUUGCAUUCAUCACCCAAUAUGGGUUGCAACAUGAAGGUAUUUAUCGGAAGAAUGGAGCCAAGUCCCGAAUCAAGGUUUUGAUGGAGGAGUUCCGUCGAGACGCCCGAAAUGUCAAACUGCGCAUCAAUGACAAUUUUAUUGAAGAUGUGACAGAUGUACUGAAGAGGUUUUUCAGGGAGCUGGAGGAUCCUGUUUUCACCACAUACUUGCAUCCCCAGUGGAAGAAGGCCGCAGAAAUCAUCCAGAAGUCCCAAAGAUUGGAGCGAUACAAAGAGCUGAUAAACCGCUUGCCCCACCUCAAUAGCAGGACCCUGGCUGCUCUGAUUGGCCACCUCUACCGGGUUCAGAAAUGUGCUGGCCUCAACCAGAUGAGCACCAAGAACCUGGCUCUGCUCUUUGCACCGAGCCUCUUCCAAACUGAUGGAAAAGGGGAGCAUGAGGUCAAAGUGAUGGACGAUCUGAUUGACAACUAUGUUCAUAUCUUCAACAUUGAUGAAGACCAAGUGUUGCAGAUGGAUCUGGAGAACAGUUUGAUUACUACCUGGAGGGAUGUCCAGUCGCCUUUUCCCCUACAGCUCUCACAGGCUGGUGAUAUAAUUCUUGAGGUUUACCUAGAGCAGAAGAACCCUGAUUGCUGUGUCACUCUUAAGGUAUCUCCCGUAAUGAGAGCAGAAGAACUGACAAAUCAGGUGCUGGAGAUGCGAAAUGUAGCAACCAGUCUGGACAUAUGGCUGACCUUUGAGGUCUUAGAGAAUGGGGAGCUAGAGCGCCCUCUACAUCCGAAGGAGAAGGUUCUAGAGCAGGCCCUACAGUGGUGUAAGCUGCCAAAGCCCAGCUCUGCUUAUUUGCUAGUGAAAAAGGUGCCCAUCAGAGAAGGCAGUUGCCUCUUCACAGGUGCUAAACGUGAGAGCCCCAAAUGUGGUCUGUUGAAGUGCCGUGAGGAACUGCCCAAACUCCUGGGGAGCAAAUUUCAAGAGCGCUACUUUGUCAUCAGGGACCGCAAAUUGCUUCUGUUGAAAGAGAAACGGAGUGCCAAGCCGGAGCGGGAAUGGUUGCUGGGCAUGGCCAAGGUUUACAUGGGGAUUCGAAAAAAGCUGAAGCCGCCUUCACAGUGGGGUUUCACUCUGGUUCUAGAAAAACAGCAGCUGUAUUUAGCAUGUAUGGGAACGUCAGACCUGUGGGACUGGACCACAAGCAUCCUGAAAGCCCAGCAUGACAGCAUUCGCCCAGUCAUCCUACGUCGACGCUCAUCUUCCGACCUGGCCAAGCAGAAGUUUGGCACCAUGCCCCUGAUCCCUCUGCGUGGAGAUAGCACCAAUCCAAUCAUGCUCUCUGCUAAUCAGACCUUGCACCGCCUGCAUACACGAAGGACAUUGUCCAUGUUUUUCCCAAUGAAAAUGCACCAGGAUUCACUAGAGGAGCAGCAAGAGGCAACUGAGUCUGAGCCUGUCUACGAGGAGGUGGGCAGCUUCACAGACAUGGAUUUUCUAGAGCUCCCUCAGUCCCUGCUGCCUCCUGUGGAUCGAACCAAGAAGCCAGUUCCUGCCUCAGAGCAGGCGACCUCCACCUCACUGCCCCCCUGCCCAGCCCCCAGAGAAUCUGGAACCGACUUGGCAAAAGCAUACUGCUUUGAGAGGACUCUUAGGCUGGAGAAGGAGCCCCUCACAGACAGGCUCCCGGGACACCGAAUGACCCCAAGUGCCUGUAUAGAGACCGAUCUGCCUGCCCCAGACUGGAAGCAGGUCCAGCCAAUGGCAGCACCAACCCCCGCUCUGGACGUUUCAGCUGGGAUGGAGAUGCGAGCCGGUGAGACCAGGAAGAAAAGCUUCCAGGUAGACUUCUCUGUCGGUGACAAACUCAUGCAGGAGCUGAGUUCUGCCAUCCUCCGGAAAAACGAAUGCCACGUACCUGUAACACCAGGAAAGCAGAAACCCCUGGAUGGGGCCCAGGGUCAGCUGGAAGGGUCAUGUGAUCUGAGAACUGAGAGUUCUUAAACUAGAACUGGGCUCAGCACGGUACUGGGCACAAUGAGUGAUGGGAGUCUGCAGGUCUGCAGCACAUCUCUGCCCUUGGUGGAUAUAAUAAAAUAUCCUGCCUGGAAGUAUUGCAUUAAGAAAUCGUCUCCUCUCAAAAUAUUUUAUCAGAGUUCUCAGUCACUCCUAAAGUGGUAGAAAGCAAAGUGGGGUGGGGUUUACCAAGUGCAUCCCUGUCCUAGCCUCAACUCCAGUUCAUAUCCAUAUGCAAAAUAACACACUGAGGACUGCAUGUAGGCCACAAUUCCUUGGAAAAAUGUGGGACUGAGCACAGGAUUCAGCUUCCUGGGAAUCUCAGUUUUCAUUUUUUAAAGUUUAUGGCCCUUAUGUUAAGAUGAUACACUUGCAAGUCUGUGUGCAAUGCCUGUUGAUACCACAGAACACAGAUGGGUGGUUGAGUAUUUCCUGCGAUUAUUUGAAGAUGUCACAGACUUCAUGGUGGAGAAUUCAGAUUGCUUGGCCAUAGAUUUUUGUUUACACAGGCCUGCACAUAUCUCUGUCAAAAAUGGAAGAGAUGCUCUUGCAAGGGUAAGAAAAUCCCCAUUUACUGAGGCAGUUCUAAAAUUUAUGGUGUUGUUACAGCAGUGUUCAUACUGCCAAUUAGAUUAAAAUAAUUUUGUACAAUACAGAGCAAGAGAGUUUGCUUAUAACGAGUAAUCUGGAAUAGAGUUGCCCAGUGUGCAUAGUACAUGGAGCCAAAGAUUUGUUCAUGCCAUCAUGGAGACAAAUGAGUCACAAUGUUUUGAAGAUUGUUGAAGCGAUGAUGAUAAUGAAUUAGAUUUAUUAGUCACUUGUUACCUGAAGGUAACUGCAUUCUGAGGCAAUGGUGAGGAUUACGUGAGACACAGAAAAUGUCACAAGGUUGAGCAUUCCAUUUGGCACUAGUGAUCUUGGGGCAAUUAAGGACAUGCCCCAUUGUUUUCACUGAGAUAUCAGAUGGAUAUCACUUACCAGUGUCUUGGGCCACAACUUGACGUGAUCAUGGGGAAACCCAUGACUGGGUGCUGUUCUUAAAAAUCUCAUUAACAGAUGUGUAUGAAGGGAUGGUGGAUUUAAUUGGGACAGUGACACUGAGGGGAAGUUUUAACCCUUUCCCCAUGUGCCAUUUUCCUGAUGAGAAUUCCCAUCGCAGUGCAGCAAAAUAUACAGCUACCUGUCUUAGGCUUUGUGCUAAGGGACAAAUCGCAUCUGGGAAGGAUUUUAAAUCAGGAAAAUGGUCCAAAGAGGAAGGUUUAAAUACCCACCCAUCUCCACUGCUAUUCAACUUAAAAAGAAAAAGAAGAAAGAAGAGCUAAUCAUGAGUCCAAGGAGCAAUUCCAUUCCCAAUUUAUUAUAAAGCAGGCAAGAAGUUUAUUAAGGAAAGUAACAGGCUAAGUUGAGCAUGGGCAAGAUUGGAAAGAAACACAUUUCUAUAUAUAUAUAUAGAAAUUUUUAAAUAUAAACUCAAUUUUCUGUUAUUUUAAUAAAAGUCCUUUCCAACAUUCAACAAAAGUAAGAAUCUCAUCUGCCAGCUUGACUCACAAAAUUCAAAAUCAAAUCUGGUGAGAAAUUGCUUCCAAAGGCACUGAAAGGCAAGGUGGACAGCCUAAUCAGCAAGUGCUGUAUUAUGGGUGGGAAAAUGACAAAGGCUAUGAGGUAUUCCACUCUCCUCUUAUGUCCCUGUAACUUAACAAUUUAAAAAAAAAAUGUAUUCCCCAAAGAGGGAGGUGGAAGAAGAAUGAUUUAUUAAAGAUGGAAAAAUAAAUACAAGGAGAGAUAUGUUUACCCUAUUUUCAUAUUAUGUUUUAAAGGGCUGUAAACAACUUUGAAAUCAGUUUUCAGACUGCCUGACACUCAAUUUAUAAACAUACUCCUGCCUUUGCUUUAUAUCGGAAAGGAGAAAGUGAAACAGAGCAGAAUAAAAGCUAAGAUAGCUGUUUUGGUCCAUAAGAAAAAGCUCCAAAUUCCAUAGCUGACCACUACAUUUCUUAGAAUGACCAACUAAAAUCUCACAAAAGUAUGGCACGUUUUCAAGUUCUUCAGAACUCUUCAUCAGGCAAAAAAUUAAAAACACAAAAGUACAAAAAAUGGGCCAGAUGUUAGCUUCUACCUCCAAGGAGAUUGCAGACUCAAUAGGUCCCUCUUAGAUGCUACAUAAGCAGGUAACACACACUGGAUUCUGGGAUAAAGAAGCAAUGGCUGCUCUUCAUUGAGAAAAUAAAACCUGGCUUGUAACUUUGCCCCAAACCUUAAUGAAACACACAGGCUCUAAGAUAGGCAAACAGCAGAAGUAAAGAGAAAACAUGGCAGUACACCAUCCAAAAUUAAUCUCUGGCUUUGCUAAAUUAAAGAUGAGCUCCAGAGAACUCAAAAGCUUUUCACAAUUUUGUGACACUUUGGUUGGUUCUAUUAAAGGUUUUGUCCAGCUGGAUUUUGGAGUCCUUUCUUAUAAAUAUUAAAGGCAAAUACUUCCCCACGCCUUCAACAGUUGAUCUGCCCCUGCUAGAUCAAAAUGCAAACUGUUAGUCCAUACACUGGUAACCUCAAGGCUGAAUUACUGCAACAUGCUUUAUGUAGGGGUGCCCUAGGGCCUGGUCCAGAAGCUCCAGCUGCUGCAGAAUGCAGCGGCUAGACUGCUGAUGGAGGCACAUAGCUGUCAACAUGUGACACUAUUGUUAACAUUUCUGCACUGACUGCCCAUCUGCUACUGACCCAGACUCAAGGUCUUUGUGUUAAUUUACAAAGUUCUGAAUAACUUAGAUCCAGGGCACUUUACAAGACUCCCUGAACUCUUAAAUUCCAACUCGUCUGUUGGAGUGUUGCCGGUUGUCUAGUGAGUUGGUAAGGCUCAUUGGACAUCAAUAUGAAACCAAGCCUUGUGUUAUUCGGCCACUCCUGUAGAAUGCUCUUUCCACAGAUUCAACAGGUGCCCUCUAUACUAUCUUUGAAAUGUUUGCUGAAAACUUUUCUUUGCUACCACGCUCAUGCAGACAAUUAAGAAAAAUAUUUUCUGUAACAGUCAACUGGUGAUCUGUCUUCAUUUUUGUGUGGUUUUUAUUGUAUUACAAUUGUUAUAAACCACUUUGAUAUUUUUAUGAAAUUGCGGUAUAUAAAUAUUUUUAUA